GGCGGCCUGAACACGCGGUGCAACCUCCGCCGCUGCCGCUGCUCCCGCGGCCCCUCCGGGCGGGCGGGACGGUGAGCGGAUCCCCUCCCCCCCCCCCCCCCCCCCCCCCCCCCGCCCCGGUCACGGCGGGGCGGCUGGUGGGGCUGGGCCGGCGCCUGGCCGCCAUGGGCCGCCGCGCGCGCGACCGCCGGCGGCAGCAGCAGCAGCAGCAGGAGCGGCGGCGGGAGCGGCAGCAGGAGCGGGGCGGCGGCGGCGGCGGCGACGAGCAGGCGGGCUGGGCCGGCGGCUACCCCGAGAUCGUGAAGGAGAACGAGCUGUUCGAGCGGUACUACCGGGAGCUGGGCAUCGUGCCCGCCGGCGAGUGGGACGCCUUCAUGGCGGCGCUGAGGGAGCCGCUGCCCGCCACGCUGCGCAUCACUGGGUACCGCAGCCACGCCAAAGAAAUCCUUCACUGCUUGAAGGAAAAGUACUUCAAGGAGCUGCAGGACCUGGAGGUGGAUGGCCAGAAAGUGGAAAUGCCGCAGUCGCUGAGCUGGUAUCCAGAAGAGUUAGCCUGGCACACGAACUUGAGUAGGAAAAUCUUGCGCAAGUCACCGCAACUUGAAAAGUUCCAUCAGUUUCUGGUCAGCGAGACAGAAUGUGGAAAUAUCAGUCGCCAGGAGGCUGUUAGCAUGAUCCCACCUCUGCUGCUUAAUGUUAAUCCUCAUCACAAGAUUCUAGAUAUGUGUGCUGCACCUGGAUCCAAGACUGCUCAACUCAUUGAAAUGUUGCAUGCAGACAUGAAUGUUCCUUUUCCCAAGGGUUUUGUAAUUGCUAAUGAUGUUGACAACAAGCGCUGCUAUUUGCUGGUUCAUCAGGCUAAGAGGUUAAACAGUCCAUGCAUCAUGGUAGUAAAUCAUGAUGCCUCCAGUAUUCCUAAUCUACAAGUAGAUGUCGAUGGAAGAAAAGAGAUCCUCUUCUACGACAGGAUUUUGUGUGACGUCCCCUGCAGUGGAGAUGGAACCAUGAGGAAAAACAUUGAUGUAUGGAAGAAGUGGACAACACAAAACAGUUUGCAACUCCAUGGAUUGCAGUUAAGAAUUGCAACCCGUGGUGUUGAGCAGCUGGCAGAAGGUGGCAGAAUGGUGUAUUCCACGUGUUCGUUGAAUCCUAUAGAGAAUGAAGCUGUGAUCGCGUCUCUGCUGGAAAAGAGUCAAGGUGCCUUAGAACUUGCUGAUGUCUCAUCUGAGUUGCCAGGUUUGAAGAGGAUGCCAGGAAUUACGAAAUGGAAGGUAAUGCUGAAAGAUGGACAGUGGUUUGAAGAGUGGAAAGAUGUGCCUUCAAAUAGACAAACACAAAUACGUCCCACUAUGUUUCCAGUAAAAGAUGAAGAGAAGCUGAAGGCAAUGCAUCUAGAACGUUGUCUUAGGAUAUUGCCACAUCACCAGAACACAGGAGGUUUCUUUGUGGCUGUGUUAAUAAAAAAAUCUCCAAUGCCAUGGAAUAAACGCCAGCCUAAGGUUCAUCAGAAAUUACCACAACGAACAGGAGAUACUGAAGUGGCAGCAGCUAAUGCAGAUAAUGGUUCUGAAUGUAUUACUGAGGAACCAGCGCUCACUGAAAAUGAUGAGUCUAAGAAAAUGCAAGAAUUGCAGAAUUCAGAUACUGAGCAAAGCAAAAAGGAAGGAGUAUGUGGACCACCACCAUCUAAAAAAAUGAAGUUGUUUGGUUUUAAAGAAGACCCUUUCGUGUUUCUACCUGAAGAUGAUCCAUUGUUCCUUCCUAUCCAGAAAUUUUAUGCUUUGGACCCAUCAUUUCCCAAGAUGACUUUACUAACUCGAACUCAAGAAGGAAAAAAGAGGCAGCUCUACAUGGUUUCUAAGGAGCUAAGGAAUGUGCUUCUGAACAACAGCGAGAAGAUGAAGGUUAUUAACACAGGGAUAAAAGUUUGGUCUCGCAGCAGCGACGGUGAGCAGUUUGGAUGUGCAUUCCGAUUAGCACAAGAGGUCGCGCUGUGUGUGCAAGAAUGGGGAGAGGAAGCAGAAAUUGUGUUGGAGUUGUUCCCCUCCCGCGGCGAGGCGGCUUCUUCCCCAGCGGCAGAGGCGGCAGCGACAGUGGGUGCCCCCUCCAACAGGCAGCAGCGGCUCCUCGCCUUGGCAGGCAGCUACCGCAGGGGCUCCAAAUCCGUGGUUUCAGGGGGCAGCCCCUCGCAGCUCGGCAGCGGCGGCAGCGGUGGCAGCAGUUUGGUUUCCCCGGCAACCGGCAGCAAAACGGGGAUGGCUCCGGCCCCGAGGGCUGCGGGAAGGCCCCGGUGCUCCAGGGGUCAGAACCCGGCACGGUCACUGCUGAGGCUCAGGCUCGAUCCCCAGGCAGGCAGGCAGAGUCCUGGCACCAGGCUCCGUAUCAGGGAAAGUCUGAGGAAGCAUCCGAGCAGGCCUCCCCCUUUUCAUCUGCUGAACUUGGUGCCUUUUAUACCCCAGUGACGCCCUGUCCAGCCAGUGUCACUGUCCAGAGCCAACUGGCACCCAUGAGCCCCAGGUUAGGGCAGUAACUAGCAGGGCAACGCAUAACUUGUUGCCCAUCCUUCCUGCCUUGUACCACACCUGUUGUUUUGCCUUCGUUUGUCCCUGAGCAGCAGGCCUGGUUUUGGUCCCUUAGCUGGGAAUAAUCAGCAGGAGGGCUUUGCUGGAUUAAAAGGCAUUUUGUUUAGACUUACGUGGGGAAGAAGAGGAACCGUUUCCCACCCUAAAGCACAUACUGUUUUUAACAUUUUUCCUUCAUAAAGUUGAGAUUAUGUUUUGAAAUAAUAUUAUUUGUUUA
Messenger RNA from Apus apus (common swift), 2799 nucleotides. It is a transcript of the gene NSUN2, whose product is annotated as NOP2/Sun RNA methyltransferase 2. Gene Ontology annotation, molecular function: tRNA binding; tRNA (cytidine-N5)-methyltransferase activity. Gene Ontology annotation, biological process: tRNA methylation. NCBI's taxonomy places the organism in Eukaryota, Metazoa, Chordata, Aves, Apodiformes, Apodidae. The transcript has 17 exons. Gene Ontology annotation, cellular component: cytoplasm; nucleus. The record is from RefSeq and is a predicted model, not a curated record. Bases 165 to 2462 code for a protein of 765 amino acids.